AUGUCUUAUUCCUUUACUCGCGAUAGAACAGCGGAAUUGAGGCAAUCUUUUGAAGGAGGGAGCAGGCCCAUAAACAGCAAUCUUCGGGAGAAUCAUUCAUUCAGCAACGAUGCUGGUUACUUGACGCCCAACAAUAGCAAUGCUACCAACACAAAUACGCCCACUAAACCUCGACCCACUUCGAGAUACUAUUCUGGCGCAGAUAUCACUACUAUCAACUCGUAUAAUAAUGACUACAACACUACCAAUAAUACAUUUAAUACUACUACUAAUACUCACACUACUCUCAAUAUUGAUAAUUCACCAUAUUCAUCUGCAUCUUCAGUUACACCAAAUACACCUACAAUCAAUGCUCAUAAUUACAGUAGAUACAAUGGUAAUAAACCACCUCAGGUUCAGCCCGAACAAGUGAUUGAAAUGAGCGAAAUGCCUGUGAGAACGGAACCUGUGGAUAUCAACACAUUGGACGGAUUCUUUGAAGAGGUGGAAUCGAUAAAGGAUGCCAUUACAAUGAUCAAUGAAAACAUUGAUGCUGUCGAAAGACUUCACACAGCAGCACUGAUGAGCUCCAACGAACAGCAAUGGUCGCAACUCUCGAGUCAAUUGCAGAACAUGAAGAAAGACACGACAAGCAGAAAUUUGAGUAUCAAAGCAAGAAUGACAGAAUUGGAGAAUGCCAAUAGUAGACAGGGCCAAACACCAGAUGGACAGAUGCGCAGAACACAGUUUUCUGCCCUGAAAAAGAGAUUUAUGGACACCAUUCAGAGAUAUCAAGACAUUGAGCGAGCUUAUCAGCAAAAGUAUAGGCAGCGUAUAGAGCGACAAAUCAGGAUUGUGAAACCUGAGGCGACACAAGAUGAAAUUGAUGAUAUCCUCGAUAAUGCAGAUGACGAUGCUCAAAUAUUCGCACAAUCGCUCAUGCAAGCAACGAGACGAGGUCAUGCUAAAGCCGUGCUAUCCGAGGUACAAAACAGACAUGAUGACAUUAAGAACAUUGAAAAGACCAUUGUGGAACUUCAUCAACUGUUUAUGGAUAUGUCAUUAUUAGUGGAACGUCAACAGGAGACGGUAAAUGCAGUUGAGCAGAACGCAGAGACAGCAGCCGUUCAAUUGAAGGAGGGUACGAACCUAGUCAACAGAGCCAUCAUGAGUGCAAAGGCAACAAGAGCCAAAAAGUGGUGUUGCUUUUUCCUCACCAUUGGCAUUUGUGUGAUGAUUGGCAUUUUAGUGUGGUGGUUUGGCUUUGAUCACAAGGGUGUUGGUGGCAACUAA
Mucor velutinosus is the source of this 1272-nucleotide messenger RNA. Its product is annotated as serine/threonine protein phosphatase Pzh1. Lineage: Eukaryota; Fungi; Mucoromycota; Mucoromycetes; Mucorales; Mucoraceae. Gene Ontology annotation, biological process: intracellular protein transport; vesicle fusion; exocytosis. The transcript has 7 exons. Gene Ontology annotation, molecular function: SNARE binding; SNAP receptor activity. The coding region runs from base 1 to 1272 and encodes 423 amino acids. Gene Ontology annotation, cellular component: SNARE complex; endomembrane system; plasma membrane. The record is from RefSeq and is a predicted model, not a curated record.